CCACCACCUUCCACUAACUGUCCAAAACCUCCACUCAAGAGCAUACUUCCCUCCAGAUUCCCUCCACACUUCCUAUCUUCAUUUUCUCGAGAAACAAACAACACAAAUGCAGAGCCAUUGAAAGAAAAAUGGCCUCCUCCUCCACUCUCCUCCUCUCAAUCCCCUCCUCCUCCGUCCCUCACCGCUCCAAUCAUCACAAACCUCUCGCAAUUCGUCUCCCCACAUCCCUCUCUUUCGUCACAACCCCAAAAUUCCCCAAUUCAACCUCUUUCAAACCCAAGCCCUCUCUCUCCUCUCCCAAUCCCCGCUUAUCCUUCAGCAAAUUGCUCGCCGGAAGCUCCCUCGGAAACGCCGAGGAUCCGCCGCUCGUCGGCGAGGACUCCGCCACCUUCGACUUGGCGAAGCAGAAGAUCUCUUCGUGGAUAUACUUCACCGGAAUUCUGGGAGCUGUUCUGUUUGUGCUCGAUGUUGCGUGGCUCGAUAACUCGACCGGAUAUGGAAAAGCCUUCGUCGACGCCGUUUCUGGAAUUUCGGAUAGCCAUGAG
Molecule: messenger RNA, 545 nt
Organism: Morus notabilis
Lineage: Eukaryota; Viridiplantae; Streptophyta; Magnoliopsida; Rosales; Moraceae
Product: 15-cis-zeta-carotene isomerase, chloroplastic
Exons: 1
Biological process (GO): carotene biosynthetic process
Cellular component (GO): chloroplast
Molecular function (GO): 9,15,9'-tri-cis-zeta-carotene isomerase activity
Source: RefSeq, a predicted model, not a curated record